CCACCAAACAAACGGCAGCAAGUUCCACUCCUCCAGUAAGGCUUUUCAGUCUGCGGAUGACGUUCGUUCGGUUAAGAACAUUUGUCUGUUCUUGGUGUUGAGUUUAGUUAGCAGUGUGACAGGGUCUGCGUUGUUCGAUAGAGGAGUGCGGUCGAUUUUCAAAUUUUUUUCGUAGGCGGACUGUUUGGAUCGUCAUUUGGGUUAGAGGGCUGAAAAAGCACAACGAAAACAUUGCCGGUCGGUUAGUGGCAGGGUGACACGGCGCCGGUAGGAAAGUGCAAUUGUUUGGCGAUAGUGUUAGGCCCGAUCAUUGGUGUGUGACGCGAAAGAAUAAGAGAAACGCUAGUCGGGGUUUUUUUUCAGUUAUUUUGCCCAUCCGGAAUGCUAUUGUGUUACGGCAGAAGGAAGUCGAUUGAAAAGCUGCAUUGCAUUCGUGUCGGCAUUUGACCGGAGAAGGAUUGGUGCGUUGCGAAUAUUUUAGCGCUGGAAUCGAGUGGAUAGGCGAAUGAUUGAAUACGAUUAGUUCGGCACAGGCCAACCAACGAACGGCAAGCUGUUGCUUGCUGGUGGGAAAUUGCAGUUGUAACAACAGUGGAUAAAAGAAAAUAAAGAGUCAAGCUCUGUGAAGUGGUUUGCGUGAUCGGCUCUCAAGCGUUUCGAUCAUACAGGUGUGUUUAUGCUAGUGGUUGUGCAACGGUGUGGUAGAUCGAUCGUGCCGAAUAUGAUGAUGAUCGCGUCCGGAUGGAUUCGCACCGCUGCUGGUACUAGUGGCGGUGGUUGUGGUGGUCGUGGCAACCGCGGAGGUGUGUUGCCCUCCACUACUACGGCGUUCUUGCUGCUGGUGAUGAUUGUAACGGUUGCUGCUAGAACCCCGAUCUCGAUGACUCUGGAGGAGCACAUUAGCGAUGAUCCCGAUUUGUCUCAGUUUUACGCUCUCAUCGAGCAGAACCCGGUUGCAUCGGCAGCACUGAAGCUCCGAGCUGUGACCAUCUUCGCUCCAACGAAUCAAGCCUUCCAGCGUUAUCUCGGCAAUAAAACGGUCGUCUUGUAUCACAUAUCAACCGUAGCAGCGCCGCUGGAGCAGUUGGGUUCAAUGAUAACAUCUGACUACGACGGGAACCCACCGAUCUACGUGACCAGGAGGAAACAUCUGAACGGCACCGAGGACAUCUACGUGAACAAUGCCAAAAUCAUUCGUAACCGGUCCAACGUACAGCUGACGAAUCAGCAUGGAAAAAAGCAGGUGUUGCACAUUAUUGAUGACGUAUUAACACCACUGACAGUCAAUCCAUCCACUUCAUUCGAGCUGUACAACCCGGAUGCCUUCCAGUUCAUCCAGCAUGCCGAGAACCUGGACAUAAAUCAGCAUCGAAUUCGCUCGUUCCGUCAGAAGAUCAUCAUGAUGAGAAAGGAAGACAUUUACAAGGCAGUUGGCGGCCACACUUUCCUGAUUCCGGUUGAGGAAGGUUUCAAGCCUCCACCACGGCCAGACAUGAUUGAUCGCAAAGUGAUCGAUGGUCACGUGAUACCGAAUCAUGUCAUUUUCACGGCACCGGCACCGCUGGACGACCCGCAGGAGACGCUGGCAUUCGAAGACAACCUCAAAGUGACGGUCACCUUUUUCAAGCAGGGCGAAGGAAAGAACGCAAAAGUUUACGUGCGCUCAAACACGGUAAUUGGUGAUUCGCGGCAUGCGUCCGGUGCCGUUCUAGCCGAAAUCGUCAAAGCAAACAUUCCCGUCCGCAAUGGGGUGGUGCACCUCAUACAUCGCCCGCUGAUGGUGGUUGACACCACCGUAUUGCAGUUCCUGGAGCAUUUCAAAAAUCACGGUUUCUACGAAUCGGACGACGAUGGCGGAUACUCGCAUCCGUCCAACGCGCCCCCAAAGGAAAAGGAAGACGGACCCCUGUUCAAGUUCUACGAGCUAAUCGCCGACUACGCGCCGGAUUAUUUCAAAACCAUGGCCAACCUGCAGCAGAUGACGCUGUUCGCCCCGAGCAACGACGCUUUGAGCCAUCCGAUCGUGCACAACUUCAUCAGUAAUUUAAUCCAGAACAUUACUAAGGGUUACGACGGAAAUGAUCAUUCAGCGGGGAAUCGUGAUAAGCUGCGGGAAAUCCUGAACUUGCAUCUCGUACGCGACAGUAUCACCACCGACAAAAUCCGCAAGAACAACCAAAACCAGAUUUACCAGAUCCCGACUGGUGCGGAUAAAAAAUUCCUGUACUUCAACGUCAUCAACAACCGUUACGACCACAACCAGACGAUCACGGUGGAGGGGGGCGGUGUCAACGCCACGAUUAUCCUCAGCGACAUCGCCGCGACCAACGGCUAUCUGCACAUCAUCGACCGGGUGCUUGGCAUUCCGUACAUGACCGUGCAAGAAAAAAUCGAAACCGACCCGAUGCUCAAUCUUACGUACCAGUUCGGGCGCCUGAAUCAGUUCAACGAACAGCUGAAUAAAACUACGAAACGAUUCACUUACUUCAUUCCUCGGAACCGAGCGUGGAUGCAGUGGUUCCAGGAGCAUCAAGGAGCCAAUCUGAACAGUUUUCUCACCGACAUCUAUCAGACAAGAUCUGUGCUGGAGCGCCAUCUGGUGGUAGCGGACCGGGUGUUUACCAUGUCGGAUCUGAAAAACAUGUCCAACGAUUCGCUCAUUCUGCCAACAGUCGGACCGCACAACCUACAGAUCCGAGUUAAGGAAGAAGACCGGACUGAAGAUGACUAUUCCAAUUCGUUACAGUCCGGAUUCUUCGUACAGUGGAAGGAAACCGGUAAAUGGAUUCCGGUGUUCCGGCCUGAUGUGGAGUGCACGAACGGUAUCAUGCACGUGAUCGAUGCACCGCUUGUGCGGGACCACGAUAUCACCACCAGUGGGACCAGCAGAAGCGGUUAUGCAACCGUCGUGUCAACGCUUAUCAGCACAAUCGUAAUCGCAACCUGGAAGCUUCUGUAAGGAUGCCAGCGUCCCCUCCAUAUAGAUAGGAGCUUUAUUUCAUAUAGUUAUACUCGGCCAUCGAACUGAAAACAAAAAAAAAAACAAAAGAGGAAAACCGGUUCCAAUGUGACGGAAUGAGGGAGCUGCGGCUCGUGAGAAUAUACAUUUAUUACAAUGACAGCAGCAGCCAAAACUAAAGAGCAGAAAGACAAGCAUAUAUGAUGGGUUAUAUUUUAACUAGUGACAUCUAUUGAAGAGAUUUCCAACCGUUCAGCAAAUAUUUCACUCUCGGACCAUCACACCCAAACGCUGGCUGCAAAAAACUCUACCGCUACCAAGGAGGAUAAGAAAACAUUUUUCUCUCUUAGUACAUUUUCCCACAACGGCAUAUCGCACGAGCCACAGAAUGGCAUAUAGGGCUUAUCCCUUGGUGGAGUGGAUUAAAUGCCACAGCUUUUCCAGUCGUAUUUUUGGAAGCAUACCAUUGUCGGUAUUUCAAGUGCAGUGCAGCUGCUCAUCGUUUUUCGUUCUUCCGAUGCUUUUCUCUUCAUGGAAAGCUAAUCGUUUUCGCUACUAUAAUACAGCUUUGAUAUAUGCUGCAGUCAAAUCAAUGUAGUUUUAAGAAAAGAUAGACUCGACAAAUUUGUCGGUAUGUUUAAUUUCUUUUUUCCUAGCGCGAUUUUUUUUAGUCGUAAUACAUCAUUCAAACGAAAACAAAACAACAAAUACUGCCGAAUUUACUGAAUCGGAUAUCAAGAGAGUAGGAUCCUGAACAGGCAAUUUUAGUUUCAUACAAAGCAACGUAUUUUGCGUUAGUUUUAUAUCCAGACAAACAGUUUCUAUCAACUCAACGAUGAUAAUCAAACGCAGUUUAGACAAACCAAAUUGCAAUCAAAAAUUGCAUUUACACAGUUUGAGUUUUUUUUAACAAUCAUAUACUUUAAUAACAGUACGUAGCGCAGUCGACAGAACAUAAUUGAUUUUUAAUUCUCAUUUUCCCUAAGCCUAAACAUGACAAACAAGUUAUAGCAGAGCGAAGAAAUGAAACAAUUUUAAUAAAUUUUCCGAAACUGCAAACAAAAGAAACCAUAUUAAUAAAAGAGCUUAACUGCAUUCCGUCGAUUGUUUGGAGCGGGGCGACUAUUUUAUACGUAACGUUACGUUACUUUGCGAUUCUCGUAAAUUCGUACUGUGUUGACAAUAGCCGGAGCGAAAAAUUAUUGCACACUCCACAUUUCAAUCAGUAUAAAGUUAGAGCUUAAGUGACGGAGGUGACAUAGAAGCAUGACAUGUUAAUUAAGUCUUUAAAAGGUGCUCACAAACGAAAAACACGAAGGCGACGAUCGAAUCUUUUGUUUCAAUUUGGUUUAUUACAAUUUUCCCUAACUCUACAAUGACUUGGGGGUGAAUCACCAGAAUUUUAGUUCAUGUCCAACAACUUUUAAACAUUAUUCCAGAGCUUCGCCAUUUCCGCUAAACUGUGAGUGUGGUUCAAUAGAAUAUGUGUUCAGAAAAAUGAUGGAAUCAAACACUAUAAUAGUAUUAAUAAAUACAAAUACCAAUUUGCAUACGAAUUCGAAGGCCACGGAAUGAGUGAAACCGUGUGUACCGAAAUCACCGUGCUUGCAUCAACAACGCAUUUUCGUUUGCUACUCAUCAUUCAUAACCUUAUUGUGCACUUUAUAAACGGUCCGUAAAAUUAACAAAAUUUAGGCGAUCAGUGGGUGAAUGUGAAGCAAUUUCCUUUCUCGCUCCAUCCAAACGCUACAUAGUGGAAAACCAGUGCCCUAAUGACUAUGAAGUAGCCUUUCUUUAGCUAAAGUGUGUUCAUUAUUUCAAAAGUUACGAAUUGUCAUAUUCCCGUUACUUUUAUCAGGGCUGAGCCUGAAUCUGAAAAAACCCAAUUUGGAGAACGCCAAUUAUUUUGACCUAACCUUAAUCAGUUGCUGUGCCUUAUUGGAAGAAACAAAAACAAAUUGUUAGAAAAAAAACGUUGCAGAAAUAUUUUCUAUGCCUUCACGAAAAUGUGGCCGAGAAAGGAAAUUGUAUUUCAUUUGCGAACAAAAUUAUUACAGUUAUCAAAAAAAAGCAAAGAUGAUUUAGUGUUUUUAAAAUCGAUAACAAAAAAAAAAUUAACAUAGAAAAACAAAUGAAUGUGAGAAAUGUUGAUCGUAACUUAAUUUUAGUAAACAUACUUAUUGCCUUUUGAUAUAAACAGGACGAUCCAGCAGAGGGAUCUACAAUUAUUCUUGAAUUAAGAGAUAGAACUACAAUAACUAACUGCGAAUGAUGUGAGUAUUUUAAGUGCACUCCGUAAAGAGCUCGCCUCUUUUCUCUCUUAUUACUUUUAUAUAUUCUAUUCAAUCGUGACGAAAUAUGUAUUUUUGUGGUAGACUUUGUGAAACAUUGCCCUCUAUUGAAAAGAUGCUAAUUUUUAUUGAUUAUGCAUAGUUCCGUACGAAAGAGUAUGUUUAAGAGCUAUAUUUUGAAGAAACAUACACGUAGUUGCUGUGUUAGUGCUAUUUUUCAUAUUAUAAUCAUCUAUAUACCAAAAAAAGACACACACACACACACACACAAAUCAAACCGAAUGUUGCGAAUGAGGAAUUUGUCUAGAAAUUAGCUCGUAUUAAUCACAAUCUCACUCACACGACUCUCAUGUUCGGUUGUUAAUAAACGAAGAAGAAGGAAAAACUUACUCAAAACAUUCAAUUUAGUAAAGUGACAUUUACAACAAGAAGAUAACAAAACCCACAUUUACAAAAAAAAUUCUCCCGACGGAUCAUCCAUUUUCUAGUUCAAAUUGUAGACUUACACGGUUUAGAUAAUUAUAAAGAAAAACCAAACAAAAAUUCAUUUAAACGUAAGCAAUGUGACUAAAUAGACAUGUUUGUUAUGAUCUUCAUCCCCAGAUAGGAACCACAAAGGUGAGAAGAAGAAGAAAAACAGGAAAACCUACCAGAGAGUGUUGAAGACAGAUUGUAUAAACUAAACGCUAAGUUCAAUCAAGUACACGCAGUUAAGUAGUUACAGUGAACCGAUGUAAAAUAUGAAGAAAAAAACCGACAACCUGCAUAAACAAAUCAGAGGUGUAGUCUUCUCUUAACUGGGACGAUUUGAAUCAAAUGAAGCGAUAAUAAACUAUUCAUACUGCUAAGAUUGAUAUAUGAAAA
Messenger RNA from Wyeomyia smithii (pitcher-plant mosquito), 6114 nucleotides. It is a transcript of the gene Fas1, whose product is annotated as fasciclin-1. The coding region runs from base 677 to 2959 and encodes 760 amino acids. Gene Ontology annotation, cellular component: extracellular matrix. Gene Ontology annotation, biological process: cell adhesion; extracellular matrix organization. The record is from RefSeq and is a predicted model, not a curated record. The transcript has 16 exons. Gene Ontology annotation, molecular function: cell adhesion molecule binding. Lineage: Eukaryota; Metazoa; Arthropoda; Insecta; Diptera; Culicidae.